This is a messenger RNA of Pyrus x bretschneideri (Chinese white pear), 1073 nucleotides long. Its product is annotated as ER lumen protein-retaining receptor. The record is from RefSeq and is a predicted model, not a curated record. NCBI's taxonomy places the organism in Eukaryota, Viridiplantae, Streptophyta, Magnoliopsida, Rosales, Rosaceae. The coding region runs from base 203 to 850 and encodes 215 amino acids. Gene Ontology annotation, biological process: protein retention in ER lumen; endoplasmic reticulum to Golgi vesicle-mediated transport. Gene Ontology annotation, cellular component: membrane; endoplasmic reticulum; cis-Golgi network. The transcript has 6 exons. Gene Ontology annotation, molecular function: ER lumen protein retrieval receptor activity.
ACCCGCCGAGACUUCGUCACUGAAACCCGAAUCUUAAACGACGAAUAAACCAGAGGAAAAAGAUUUAACGCAGUUGCUGUAGCCUGUAUCUCUCUGUGCCUUUCGACACCGCUUGGUAGAGAAGCAAACAGUAAACCCAUUUCCUUUCACCAGCUAAACCAGAGAGAUCCGAAUUCAUACCGGUCACUCGGAUCCAGCAAAAAUGAAUAUAUUCAGAUUAGCGGGCGACAUGACCCACCUGGCCAGCGUCCUCGUCUUGCUCCUCAAGAUCCACACUAUCAAAUCGUGCGCCGGUAUUUCUUUGAAGACUCAAGAACUUUAUGCCAUUGUUUUUGCUACUCGCUACCUGGACAUUUUCACCGACUUUAUAUCUCUGUAUAAUACCUUCAUGAAGUUGAUAUUCUUGGGGAGCUCAUUUUCAAUUGUUUGGUACAUUAGGGAGCACAAGAUUGUUCGCAGAUCUUAUGAUAAAGACCAAGACACCUUCCGCCAUGUGUUUCUUUUGCUGCCAUGUGUGUUCUUAGCCCUAAUAAUCAAUGAGAAAUUCACCGUCAAGGAGGUCUUGUGGACAUUUUCGUUAUAUUUAGAAGCUGUUGCUAUACUUCCUCAGCUUGUGCUGUUGCAGAGAACGAGAAACAUUGACAAUUUGACAGGCCAAUAUGUGUUACUUCUUGGUGCAUACCGAGCUUUAUACAUUCUCAACUGGAUUUACCGCUACUUUACCGAACCACACUAUGUUUAUUGGAUACCGUGGAUUUCCGGGCUUGUUCAAACACUGCUGUAUGCCGACUUCUUCUACUAUUAUUUCCACAGCUGGAAAAACAACAAAAAGCUCCAGUUACCGGCUUGAGUUCUCAGCCACCCCUUACGCAGGCUUAGUUUUUCAUCCAUUUCCUUAUGCAAAAGGAUCACAUACGUUGCUCGGGAAAUGCUCAUUAUCAUCGGACUUUCAAAACUCUGUAUAUUUUUUCCGUCUUACAUGGUUUCUCAAAGCAACUGUUUUCGGUAUCUAGGAACGUAUACUUCUCAGAAUAUAAUGUUUUCUGAAUCAUAAUAUAUUAUACUUCUCAGAA